Molecule: messenger RNA, 2136 nt
Organism: Trypanosoma conorhini
Lineage: Eukaryota; Euglenozoa; Kinetoplastea; Trypanosomatida; Trypanosomatidae
Product: putative DNA replication licensing factor, putative,minichromosome maintenance protein-like protein
Exons: 1
Coding region: 1-2136 (711 amino acids)
Cellular component (GO): nucleus; MCM complex
Molecular function (GO): single-stranded DNA helicase activity; ATP binding; single-stranded DNA binding
Source: RefSeq, a predicted model, not a curated record
AUGUCUAUCAGUGGCAUUCCACAGGAAACAGUCAAGGUGCUGUGGCAGGUGCACUGUGCAUCCCUUGCUCCACUGUCCUUUGGAGAGGAGAUUGUGGGCGAAAUGUGGAAAUUGUUCGCCGGAUUUUUGGCUUCGCUACCGUUGCAGUCCGCUGCGGUGUCGUCUAAUCACGCCUCCUUGACUCUUUCAUUAUUUACGUUUACCGUGGACCUUCGCAGUGAGGGUCUAACUGCGGAGAUGCGAACUGCCAUUGUGAAUCAGCCGCACAUCAUUGUGCCACUACUGGAGUUUUUUAGGGCGGUGCUGGACUACCAGCAACAAUCGGAGGGGCAUCCACGGGGAGCUGUCGGGUGCUGGCAAUUGAUUUGCUCCGUCAUUGCUGACGAUGCCUGCGCGAGGUCGUUUGAUGCCUUGGGUGCCUCUUUGCUCGGCCAGCUGGUGAGGAUUCGUGGAACCGUGGUUCGCAUGAGCCCGUCCCGGGUGGUGUGUGUCAAGAUGGCGUUUCGCUGCGGUUCAUGUGGGGGAAUUGUGGAGUGUGCAACGGAGGAUGGCAUUCUGGUGUACCCCGGGUCCUGCCGCGGCAGGUGCCGCGGGUACAAGUGGUCUCCGCUGGUGGAGCAGGGAGAGUGUGAGGAGGUCCAGGUGCUAAAGAUUCAGGAACAGGCGGACGUCUACGACGGGUCUGCGGGGGGUGGAAGUAUUCACAAAAUGAUGACGGUGGAGUUGCGUGGCGUCUGGAUUGACGCCGCGACGGUGGGUGAGGCCGUUGUCGUGUGUGGCGUUCUCGCAGCUAGGCGUGGUGAGGGACGCGGUGACGCCACACAACAAAUAGCCGUGCGGGCGUACUCAAUAGAGGGAAGCCGGCAUGACACUGAGAGAGGGGUGUCGCUGUCAAUGAACUCAUUAGAGGAAAGUGCACAGUUCUACGAGAUGGUGCGGCAUCCGCAGUGGUUUGCGCGUCUGUGUGCCUCUCUUGCGCCGUCCAUUUUUGGGCUACAACACGUAAAGGAGGCCAUUGUUUUGGCAGUGGUGGGAGGCACGGCACACAAGAUGCGUACACGCAGCAACAUUCACCUACUCAUGGUGGGUGAUCCGGGUCUUGGGAAGUCGCAGCUGCUGCGUUCUGCCUGCACCAUUGCAGCCCGUAGUGCCUUCGUCUGCGCUCACACGUCGUCCUCCUGCGGUCUGACACUCACGCUCACGAGAGAUCCAACCACAGGGGAAACGUCGUUCGAGGCGGGGGCGGUUGUGCAUGGCGACGGAGGAAUUACCUGCAUAGACGAAAUUGACAAGGGUGUGACAGAGCACAGGGCACUUCUUGAAGUGAUGGAGCAGGAGACAGUCUCCAUGGCGAAGGCAGGGAUGGUGUUCUCGGUUCCAGUGCGUACAGCCAUUCUCGCCGCGGGUAAUCCUGCAGGUGGCCGAUUCGAUGACUCAAAGGCAGUGACGGCGAAUCUGAACCUUUCCCCCGCGCUCCUCAGCCGCUUUGACAUUGUUGUCUGCCUCCGCGACCCACACACGGAAUGCACCAAUUCCCUCUCAGAGCACGUCCUGCGGUUGCACCGUCGACACGACGAGGCUGGGGCACGUCACGCAGGAGGCGCAGGGGGAGGGAUGUCGCUUCCCGUCGAGUUGGUGCAGCGUUUUGUGGCCUUCUGCCGUCAUCACUGUCACCCGUCCCUCCGCGAGGAGGCGAGCGAGGUCCUGAAGUCACACUACCUGACGAGGCGUGCAGAGACGAGGGACGAUGAGUUGCCUGUCACGCCGCGGUUCUUGCAGGCCCUAAUUCGCGUGGCAGAGGCGCGUGCCAAGGUUGAACUUCGUCACGAGGUAACGGCCGAUGAUGCGCAGUACGCCGUGGGGCUGUUGCGGCAAUGCUCUGGGAGUCUGCGCGGCACCCCCCGCACUUCUUUCUUUCGCCCUGCCACCGCCAAAAAGAUGAGCCAGCGGGAUCUAAUUCUAAACACUCUUAAGGCGGAGGUUUGCCGUACGGGUGUUAAUGCCUUUCCUCACCGCGUUGUCCUUGCCGCCUGUGAGGAGGCCGGCUGUCGCAAUGCAAAUGCCAUGCUGCACCAGCUGAACGAGGUGGGAGUCAUCCUGCAAAUUGGGGAUAAGUACCAGCUGCGUGGAGUGUAG